Molecule: messenger RNA, 1785 nt
Organism: Cyclocybe aegerita
Lineage: Eukaryota; Fungi; Basidiomycota; Agaricomycetes; Agaricales; Hemipholiotaceae
Source: the annotation of a GenBank genome assembly
AUGUUCGUGCCCUUUUUCUCGUCCAUUUCCUCCUCUAGUUGGCUGUCCUCGAGUUCAAGACUAGAACGCCGGAAAGGAGGUGGCAAAGGAGCGAGCAGCUCCGGAGGCAAAGCGGGCAAGAGCAGCGCCUCGAAGAGUACCGGAAUCACAUCAAGCUCGUCGAGCAAGACCAAGUCGAAGAUUAAGACCAUCUCCAGCUCGUCUUCGUCUUCGACGAAGUGGAAGAGUUCGUCGACGUACGGCGGUGGGAGUGUCCCAGUCGCCGCUGUCAUACCUGCCGGACAGCUUUUUGCUGGACGAGUGGCAGGUGGGGCGACCAGGUCGCAAAUAGUCGGAACAAGAACGUAUGGAAGUGGAUACCCCGGUGUUGCCGGGCGUGGAACCUCAGGGCGAGGAUUUCCGUUCAUAUUCUGGCCCAUCGCCUGGCCGCUCGCAGUGGGCAACGGUGCGGUCAGCGCUUCGUACCUGCAUAACAAACUCGAGUAUGGUGACCCCACAAACUCCUCUCGCCCAGGAGGCCCCCUAUCCACCGGACUCUUUCCUUCUCUCGCCAGCCCUCCUGCUCUCUUCCGGAUCCUAGCCGAUAACAGCACGAUAUCCUCGCUCAUCGAGGACGUCGCGGCAAAUUGCUCUUCCUACCUCUCUUCUACCCUACCCUCUACCUCCACCCCGGUUGCCUCGCAACCUCCUCUGGCUUACACGCCCUCCAAUGUUCUAUCGUCCGAUAACGCAACCGUGGUAUUGCAAUCACCCCAACCACACGAAGUCAUCCAAUACUACCGCGCCUCGACACUCCUGCUUUCCUUGGACGGAUACAACAACUCGCUAGCCACGUACUCCGCACAGGAAGGUGUAGUGCAGGACGCCCAAAUCCCGCUUUCGGACUCGAGGGACUUGGCGCUGUUGGAGUGUCUGAAUACAACGAUUGGGCUGGCGGUGCCGUUGAUUAAUGCAGGGAGCGGGUUGGGGGUGGGCGUCCACGCGAAUGUGAUGGGAUUCUAUCGCAGGCUUGAGGACGCAUCCUCUGUUGAAGAAUUCAGACAGAUCUUCCUUGAUUGUCUCGAGUGCCAUUACCACGCCUAUAACAACUUCGAAGUCCUACAUUGCGACAUCAGCGAAUACAAUCUUAUGUUUGUCCGUGCAGAGGAUACCGCCGAGGUCGAUAGAAAUUUCGUUUGGCCGGAGGGUAGCCCCUCUGUCCGUGGCAUUCUCAUCGACUUCGACCUCGGCUUGGACCCGAACGCUGAAGGCAAAGCUCCUGCUAGCUCGGCAAACCAUCGUACCGGAAUGCUUCCUCUCGUGGCGAAGGACCUUCUCGAGGAUUGGCGGCCCAAGUACCUUUCCCCGCCCACACAUCAUUACCGGCAUGAUCUCGAGUCUUUCUUCUAUACUCUCAUAUGGGUCAUGACGCAAUACGGCCUUGAGAAAGAUGAAGAUGGAAAUCCAAUCCGGGAACCUCUUCCAAAAUGCCUUGCAGGUUGGAACGUGAGGGAGACAGCCUCCGUAAAGAAGGGCGGCUUCUAUGUCUCUUCUGUGUUCAUUACUCUUGAAGAGUCCGUUCUUCCCCAUUUCGCGGAGCUGUGGGAUAAAUGGAUUUUUAACUUGUUCCUACUCUUCCGGACGGCGAUGCUUGGCGCCCCAUAUCCCAAACAGCCAGCCUAUAAGAUAUACGACUUCGCAACCCAUAAUGGCCAAAUCACCUUCGAGACGUUUAUGGAGGCGAUGGGUGAAACGCCGCGCGGCCUUGAUCCCGACCGACGUGCAACAGCAGCUGUUGAAGCGUAG